Felis catus (domestic cat) is the source of this 2846-nucleotide messenger RNA. Its product is annotated as endogenous retrovirus group K member 7 Env polyprotein-like. Gene Ontology annotation, molecular function: structural molecule activity. Bases 1332 to 2021 code for a protein of 229 amino acids. NCBI's taxonomy places the organism in Eukaryota, Metazoa, Chordata, Mammalia, Carnivora, Felidae. The record is from RefSeq and is a predicted model, not a curated record. The transcript has 2 exons.
AGGAUAUUUCGGGGUGGAAUAGGAGCUUGAGACAGGGUGCUGCAGACCCCUCUAUCUUAUAUAGAGUGAGAGAUCUCAAGAACUAAGUAAGUAUGGGUAACUCAGAGUCCAAAGAGAGACGAUUGUUCAUUGAUAUUAUUGUUCAUAUGCUUAGACAAAGAGGAAUAAAGGUAAGUGGAUCACAAAUUUCUAGAUUUUUGCAUUUCGUGCAAGAACAAUGUCCUUGGUUUCCAGAAGAGGGAACUGUAAAUGUGGAAACCUGGGAAAAGGUAGGGCAGCAAUUAAAAACUUAUUAUACUUUACAUGGGCCAGAGAAGGUUCCUGUAGAUACUUUUUCUCUCUGGAAUUUGGUUAGAGAUGCCUUAGAUCCUGUACAUGAGAGUACCAGGUUGGAUACUAAAGUUGCAACCUCCUAUGGCACCAUACCUGUAGGUUCUAAAGCAGUAAUGGCUAUGAAGGCUCAGGAAGAUUCGGAUCAGGAAGGAAAUGAUAUUGAUUUAGCUGGGGAAGAAAUUAAAUAUGAAAUGGAAAAACAAGGGGAAGAUUAUCCUCCUCUUGAAAAACUGACCCUUAAAUCACCCCCACGAAGUAAUAUUCCACCUGGAGAUUUUAUAAUUAAUGAUCACCCUAGACCUCCAGGGAAAUUGCCUAAUAAAAGUUGUGUCUCCUUAAUGCAAAAAACUAAGCUACAAGCUAUUGAAGCAGGAGACAUAGACUUCUCAUUGUGUUUUCCGGUAACAUAUGGCCCACAGAAGGAGUCUGAUCCGAGGGCUGGGGAUCCUCAAUGGACUCCUGUUCCCUACAAACUUAUAAAAGAGCUAAAAAUGGCAUGUUCAGCUUAUGGAGUCAGUGCUCCUUAUACCUUAGCAUUAGUGGAUUCUCUUACAGACUAUUGGAUGACUCCUUUUGAUUGGACUCAGAUAGCUAAGAGUUGUCUUUCUGGUGGUCAAUACUUGUUAUGGAAAGCAGAAUAGAAAGAGCAAAUCAAACUUUAAAAACAUUUAUAUCUAGAUUGCAAGCCUCUGAUUUCAAGUAUAACUCUCCUCACCAUAUUCUUACUCAUGCUCUAUUUGUUCUUAAUUAUGUUAAUCUAGGACAUGAUGAUCUUAAUAAUAUGCAACGACACUGGGAACCAAGAAAUACUGUCAAACCUACAGUAAUGUGGAAAGACCUUUUAUCUGGUAAAUGGAAAGGGCCUGACAUUUUGCUUACUUCUGGCAGGGGAUAUGCUUGUGUCUUUCCUAAGGAAGCUGAUUCUCCACUUUGGUUACCAGAUAGGCAUAUUAAAUAUGUAAAUUCCUUUCCCAGUAAAGUACCUAUAACCACUAGAAAUGAACAAGAGCAGGAAACGGCGCAAUUGUGACAAACCUCCUGUUGCAGAAUUUAAAAGGCUCUCACUGGAGAAACCUGAUCUUUUUCGCCUCAAGACAGCGGCCACCUUGGCUGCCCCCCCUCCAACAUGGGGACAGCUUAAGAAGUUGGCUGCUCAGGCUGAACACUUGGUUUUAAGCCAAGGCUGCACACUCAGUCCUUCUGUUUUGUUCGUUGCUAUGCUAUCAAUCCUCGCGUGUCAAGUAAGUACCUGUAGUGCAGAACAAUUCUGGGCUUUCUUUCCUAAUCCUCCUCACUUUCAUCCAGUAACCUGGGAUGAUAAUACUACACAUUUUAUUGUUAAUAAUACUGCUAUUAUGGAAGGUCCAAAAAUCGUAUACUCUGAUUCUCAUACUACUCCAACUAUUAAUUAUAAUUAUACCUACUUGGGAACUUCGCCUUCUAUGCCUAUUUGUUUUUCUAUCCCUACUGUUUGGCCAUACUCCCAAAACUUUCCACAAUGUGUCGGACUUCAAACCACAGGUAUAAUUUUUGACCAUCCACCACCAUCUAAAUUUGAGUCAUCAUCUACGAGAGGUAAGCAAAGUCAAUCGGAAGAGAGGCAUUUACAAAUGGUUCGCCUUAUAGCACCGGGGAUUGAAGCAACUCCGUCUUCUUCAAAGUCCUCGCCCGAAGUCUCCAAAAGCUAACUGCUGAAGUUCAACUGCUUGCUUUAAAAAAUAAAAAAGGGGGAAAUGAAGGAACCAGCCGAAUGAAGUCUCAUUCUGCGCUGCCAUGAGGACAAAGGUCCUCUCUCGGGAAUCACUGCAAGGCAGUGACCCGUCGCCAAACCGCCUGCUGCUAGUUUUGCUUUUACUCUCUAUUCUCCUUUUCACCUAUGGGGAAGCCUGGAAACUGGAGACAUAUGUAAAAUAUUUACUAGAUCCUAAUGAUAGGAUGUGUAUGUGGAGUGAUUGGGGUCCUUAUACUAAUUAUGGGAUGAGGGGACUUUGCCAGAGGAAAUUGAAAGGGGGUUUUCAAUCACUUUGUAUUGGGUUCAUUUAUAAUCAGAAAUAUUAUUCUGUGAGUCAUCUUACUAGUACUAGAUAUACUGCUUGGAAAGUUCCUUGGAAAUUAGUCAAAGAUAUGUUUGGAUGUUGCCCCUGGCAAUGUAUUGUGUUCUAAGUUUAUGACUAAUCCUAAAGGUUGCCAUUGUGAAGUGUACAAUGGAUUAGAAGACAACCUGUACCCUAAUGUGUAUAAAUAAAUUGUAAAACUCUGACUGCGUCAAUAUGAACACAACAACAUUGUAAAGCUUCUUAGAAAAGUUAUCAUGACCCUGAGAACCUGGUGAACUUUACACAAGAAUUGUAAUAAGAUAAAUGACCCUGUUUGUGACAUUGUUAAAGAUUUCUUUUCAUUGUAUCUACCUUAUGUAAACUGAGGAAAUAACCUUUGAGGAACUUUCUGUGAACUUUGUACCUUCCCCUUUCCCUGAAAAUAAUCAUGUUAGACUAUAUAUGUCGGUACACUCA